CCGCCGCCAUGGCCGGUAAGCCCCGCAGCGGCUGCGAGGCGCUCCGGGUGGUGGCCCGGUGCCGGCCCAUGAGCCGGCGGGAGGAGGCGGCGGGAUACGAGCGCGUCCUGGAGCUGGACGUGAAGCUGGGCCAGGUGAGCAUCCGCAACCCCCGCGCCGCCCCCGGGGAGCUGCCCAAGACCUUCACCUUCGACGCCGUGUACGACGCCAGCUCCAAGCAGGCCGACCUCUACGAUGAGACGGUGCGGCCGCUCAUCGACUCGGUGCUGCAGGGCUUCAACGGCACCGUCUUCGCCUACGGGCAGACCGGCACCGGCAAGACCUACACCAUGCAGGGCGCCUGGGCGGAGCCCGAGAAGCGCGGCAUCAUCCCCAGCGCCUUCGAGCACAUCUUCACCCACAUCUCCCGCUCGCAGAACCAGCAGUACCUGGUGAGGGCCUCGUACCUGGAGAUCUACCAGGAGGAGAUCAGGGACCUCCUCGCCAAGGACCAGAGCAAGAAACUGGAGCUGAAGGAGAACCCCGAGACCGGGGUGUACAUCAAGGACCUCUCCUCCUUCGUGACCAAGAACGUCAAGGAGAUCGAACACGUGAUGAACCUGGGCAGCCAGACGCGCUCGGUGGGCAGCACCAACAUGAACGAGCACAGCUCGCGCUCGCACGCCAUCUUCCUCAUCACCAUCGAGUGCAGCGAGACGGGGCCGGACGGCGAGGAGCACAUCCGCGUGGGCAAGCUCAACCUCGUGGACCUGGCCGGCAGCGAGCGCCAGAACAAAAUGGGGGCCCAGGGAGAGCGCCCCAAGGAGGCCUCCAAGAUCAACCUCUCCCUCUCGGCCCUGGGCAACGUCAUCUCGGCGCUGGUGGACGGGCGGAGCACGCACAUCCCCUACCGGGACUCCAAGCUCACCCGCCUGCUGCAGGACUCCCUCGGGGGCAACGCCAAGACAAUCAUGGUGGCCACCUUGGGCCCGGCCUCGCACAGCUACGACGAGAGCCUCUCCACCCUCAGGUUCGCCAACAGGGCCAAGAACAUCAAGAACAAGCCGCGGGUGAACGAGGACCCCAAGGACACCUUGCUGCGGGAGUUCCAGGAGGAGAUCGUGCGGCUGAAAGCCCAGCUGGAGAAACGCGGGAUGCUGGGCAAGAAGAGGAGGAGGAGCAGCCGGAGGAAGAAAGCGGUGGAUGGAGAGGGCACCGUGGACAAUGAAGGGGAGGAUGAGAAUGAGGAUGGCCUGGAGAAGACCAUGGAGAACUACUUGAAGGAGCAGAAGGAGAGGCUGGAAGAGGAGAAAGCCGCUAUCCAGGAUGACCACAGCCUGGUGAGUGAGGAGAAGCAGAAGCUGCUCCAGGAGAAGGAGAAGAUGAUUGAGGACCUGCGGAAGGAGCAGGAGGCCACGGAGCUGCUGGCCAUCAAGUACAAGGCCAUGGAGAGCAAGCUGCUGAUCGGGGGCAGGACCAUCGUGGACCACACCAACGAGCAGCAGAAGAUGCUGGAGCUGAGGCGGCAGGAGAUCGCUGAGCAGAAACGCCGGGAGCGGGAGAUGCAGCAGGAGAUGCUGCUGAGGGACGAGGAGACCAUGGAGCUGCGCGAGACCUACACGUCCCUGCAGCAGGAGGUGGAGAUCAAAACCAAGAAGCUGAAGAAGCUCUAUGCCAAGCUGCAGGCCGUGAAGGCCGAGAUCCAGGACCAGCACGACGAGUACAUCCGCGUGCGCCAGGACCUGGAGGAGGCCCAGAACGAGCAGACCCGGGAGCUGAAGCUCAAGUAUUUGAUCAUCGAGAAUUUCAUCCCUCCCGAGGAGAAGAACAAGAUCAUGAACCGCCUGUACUUCGAUGGCGACGAGGAGCAGUGGAAAUUCCAGCCGCUGGUUCCUGCUGGAGGGAGCAGCUCCCAGAUGAAGCGGCGCCCGACCUCGGCCGUGGGCUACAAGAGGCCCAUCAGCCACUACGCCAGGGUGGCCAUGGCCAGGAGAUCCCACCCCCGCUUCAGGGCUGAGAACAUCAUGUUCCUGGAGCUGGACCUGUCCCCCCCGGCCAUCUUCGAGUUCGAGCGCAGCCGGGACCCCGCGGCCGAGCCGGACCCGCGGGCGCUGCACCUGGAGCGCCUGAUGCACCUGGACAGCCUCCUGCAGCGGCCCGCGGCCGCCCGCGUGCGCAAAUCCCGCUCCUGGUGCCAGAGGACAGCAUGCCCAGAGUGUCUCUGUGUCCCCAGGUGCCAGAGGACAGCAUGCCCAGAGUGUCUCUGUGUCCCCAGGUGCCAGACGCCGCGGUCGCUGCCGUCCUCCACCACCCACGUGUCGCUGGCCUCCAGCUCCCCGUGCGCCGCCCCUCUGCCGGCCCAGGAGUGACCGCCCGGACCCUCGAACCGGACUGAGCCCCCCAGGGCCGAGGGGGGCCCCACCCGCGGCCCCAGCUCGUCCUUGUCCUCAGCUACUUUGUGUGUGUGUGUGGAGACACGAACGGCCCCGGCCAGGGCGGCUGCCCCUCCUUCCCUCUCUCCCUCCCUCCUCCCUCCCCUCCUUCCCUCUCUCCUCCCCUCCAUUCUCCUCCCCUCCCUCCGCCCCCCGAUCCGGAUCUGUCACUUUAUUUAUUUAACCUAUUUAUUUAUGGAGCGGAGGCAGGAUUUGUGCUCGGACUGAUGGACACUCAGGCUGGCAGUGGGCACCGUGCUGGAUUUGCCCAGCUCCCAGCCCUGCCCACGCCGCCUGGCACGGGGCUGGGCAUGGUGACAGCACCAGGACACUGCUCCAUCCCGGCUGCCCUAACCCCUGUGCUGGCUGUGCUGUGCUGGAUCCCAGGGAAUUUGGAGAUCUCUGCGUGGAUUGGGAGACUUUGUGGUGGCAGUGCCUUGUCAGAGCCCCCCUGAGGGACUCCCCAGCCUGCAUCGACUCUGGUGGCAGCAGGGACACCUCGCCCACUGUGGGCACGGCUGGCACAGCUCCAUCCCCAGGGCUUGCAGAGUCACCAGGCCAAGUCACCCAAAGGCCACAGGGCUUUGUCCAGCUGUGCCACGCUCUGGGGACGCUGUGGGGACACUGGAGACAGCCCCACCGAGGCUCCCAUCGCUGACUGUGGGUGUGCAGCUCCUGACACAGCCAGAGGUGGAAAUCUGGAAAUCUGGAAAUCUCCACCCCCUUCCAGAGGCUCCAUCUGCCGCUGAAGGGACAGGGAAAUGUGGGACAAGGAGGUGACACCCAGGGCAGCGAUGGCAUCGCUGUCUCCUGGAGAAUGGCACACGGAGGUCACCUCUGUCACCUCCUGGUUGGGACAAACUGCCUGGUGGGGUGUGGAGGACUGGACUGGCAUGGUGAUGGGUGAGAGGGGGAAGCCAGGAGGGCUCUGGGGGUUGAAUCCUGCCCAGCAGCUGCAGGGACAGCACUUGGUGUCCUGCACGGCUCUCAGGGGGAGGGAAGCUGGCGGGGCAGCUCUGGUGUCCCUGGCAUGGUGGCGUGGGGACAUCCCUGUGAUGGAUGAGAUCCCUGUGCAUGAGGAGGUGACCCCUGGCUCUCCUGGCUCAGCCAAGGGCAGGUCAGGGAGGAUUGCAGGUGGGGAAUGUCCUCUGGAAACAGAAUUCCUGCACAGGGUGGUGAGGCUGGAAGGGACCUGGAGCAGUUACUCAGGGACGUGGCCAGGUGGGUUUGGAAUCCCCCAGGGAAGGAGACUCCAGCACUGUUCUGGGCAGGCUGCUCUUUGCUGCUGGCCUGGUCCCUGCUCCUCUUGGUGCUCCUGCACUCAGGACAGGUGAGGGAGGGCGAGGGAGCAAAGCACAGGUAUGGAAUGGGGACACCCAGAGGGAAACAGCAGCUGGGCAGAGCUCAGCAGCCAUGUCCCAUCCACACAUGGCUGUGCUGGGCCAUCCACUGCCCUUCCCAGCUGGCCUGGCACAUCCCUGCACUGCCCAGGGAUCCUCCUCCAUUCCAUCUAACACUGCCCUGCCUGGAGCUCUCCACCACUGCCCUCUGCUCCUGCCUUCCCUCUCCAUCUGUGCCCCAUAACAAACACCCUGCUCUGUGCCCCAUAACAAACACCCUUUCUGUGCCCCAUAACACCCUGCUCUGUGCCCCAUAACAAACACCCUGCUCUGUGCCCCAUAACAAACUCCCUUUCUGUGCCCCAUAACAAACACCCUGCUCUGUGCCCCAUAACACCCUGUCCUGUGCCCCAUAACAAACACCCUUUCUGUGCCCCAUAACACCCUUUCUGUGCCCCAUAACAAACACCCUUUCUGUGCCCCAUAACACCCUGCUCUGUGCCCCAUAACAAACACCCUGCUCUGUGCCCCAUAACACCCUGUCCUGUGCCCCAUAACACCCUGUCCUGUGCCCCAUAACAAACACCCUUUCUGUGCCCCAUAACACCCUGCUCUGUGCCCCAUAACACCCUGCUCUGUGCCCCAUAACAAACACCCUGCUCUGUGCCCCAUAACAAACACCCUUUCUGUGCUCCAUAACACCCUGCUCUGUGCCCCAUAGCACCCUGCUCUGUGCCCCAUAACAAACACCCUGCUCUGUGCCCCAUAACAAACACCCUGUUCUGUGCCCCAUAACACCCUUUCUGUGCCCCAUAACAAACACCCUUUCUGUGCCCCAUAACACCCUGCUCUGUGCCCCAUAACAAACACCCUGUCCUGUGCCCCAUAACACCCUGCUCUGUGCCCCAUAACAAACACCCUGCUCUGUGCCCCAUAACAAACACCCUGCUCUGUGCCCCACAACACCCUGUCCUGUGCCCCACAACACCCUGCUCUGUGCCCCAUAACACCCUGUCCUGUGCCCCAUAACACCCUGUUCUAUCCUUCCAGAACCUUUGUCCCUUCUCGCCCAGCCUGGCACCUUGCUCUGAGGCCUGAGCUCCCUCCCCUGGCAGCAGCCAUGCCCAGCCUGGCAGGAGGGGGCAGGGGAAGGUGUUGGAGGAGUCCCUUCCAUGCUGUGGGAUCAGGGCUGGCCACAGGUGCCCCCACAGCCAGGGGUGUCCCAGGGCAUCCCCCAGAGCGAGCUGGCCCUGGGACACCAUCCCAGCCCUGGGCACAGUGGAAGGUGUCCCUGUCACGGCAGGGGUGGCACUGGAUGGGCUUUAAAGUCCCUUCCAGCCCAGACCAGUCUGGGAUUCUCUGAUUCUGGAACACAGUGGCUGGGAGAGCUGGUUUGUUAUUUAAUUUCCUGGAAAGCAUCUGGGAGUUGGGGUCAGGAAGCACAGACUCAGAAUGAGGAGAAGCUUGAGGGGCUGCAGGAGUAGAAUUUCCUCCCUUCCUUGUUUUCCAGGGUCAGCAGCUCAUGGAGCCCCAAAGUGAUGAACCAGAGACCUUCCCUGGCCUCUGUUCUCACCCAGGAGCUGAGGGUGUCCUCAUCCCCGGGCCGUGGAGCAUCCCAGGAAGGGUGGCUGUCCCCCAGGAGGAGUGGCUGUCCCCAGGGAGGGUGGCUGUGUUCAUGGAGGAUUCCUCCAGAAGCCUUUCCAGCAGAACUGUGGUCACAGGGGGAUCCUCUGGAAGCCCUUCCAGCAGAGCUGUGAUCACAGUGGGAUCCUCAGGGAGCCCUUCCAGCACAGCUGUGAUCACAGUGGGAUCCUCUGGGAGCCCUUCCAGCACAGCUGUGAUCACAGUGGGAUCCUCUGGAAUUCCAGCACAGCUGUGGUCACACAGGGAUCCUCUGGAAUUCCAGCACAGCUGUGAUCACAGUGGGAUCCUCUGGAAUUCCAGCAGAGCUGUGAUCACAGUGGGAUCCUCUGGAAUUCCAGCACAGCUGUGAUCACAGUGGGAUCCUCUGGGAGCCCUUCCAGCAGAGCUGUGAUCACAGUGGGAUCCUCUGGAAUUCCAGCAGAACUGUGAUCACGGUGGGAUCCUCUGGAAUUCCAGCACAGCUGUGAUCACAGUGGGAUCCUCUGGGAGCCCUUCCAGCAGAGCUGUGAUCACAGUGGGAUCCUCUGGAAUUCCUUCCAGCAGAGCUGUGGCCAUGGUGGGAUCCUCUGGGAGCCCUUCCAGCAGAGCUGUGAUCACAGUGGGAUCCUCUGGAAUUCCGGCAGAGCUGUGAUCACAGUGGGAUCCUCUGGAAUUCCGGCAGAACUGUGAUCACAGUGGGAUCCUCUGGAAUUCCAGCACAGCUGUGAUCACAGUGGGAUCCUCUGGAAUUCCAGCAGAGCUGUGAUCACGGUGGGAUCCUCCGGAGCCCUUCCAGCAGAGCUGUGAUCACAGUGGGAUCCUCUGGAAUUCCGGCAGAGCUGUGAUCACGGUGGGAUCCUCUGGGAGCCCUUCCAGCACAGCUGUGAUCACAGUGGGAUCCUCUGGAAUUCCAGCAGAACUGUGAUCACAGUGGGAUCCUCUGGAAUUCCAGCAGAGCUGUGAUCACGGUGGGAUCCUCCGGAGCCCUUCCAGCAGAGCACAGGGUGGGAAUGGCCAGCGCAGGGGUGGGAUGAGGCACUCCCAGCACCAGGAGCCGCUCCCGAGCCCUCCCUGCUCCCCGGGAGCUGUCCCAGCCCAGCGCGGGGAGCGCUCGGGCCGUCGGUGCCGCUCGCUGUCCGUGUGUCCCGCUGUCCGUGUGUCCCAGCGGGGCCGGGGGCUGGGCCGGGGCUUCCUUUCGUUAUUGUUGAACUGUUCUUUUGGGGUUCAGGUUUGGCCGUUGUUCCGCGGGGAGGGGGGUGCGGGUCUGUUGCGGGUUCGUGGACAAGGUGAGGGCCUCGAUUAGGACCAAAUUUUCGUGCCUGUUGCUCUGGUGAUUUAUUUAGAAAUCAAAAGUUUACUGUCUGGUGGCCCAUCCCUGUCACUCUAUACAUAGGACUAUACAGGACAUAUUAUAAAUAUAUAUAUAUUAUACAUAGUGUCGGGAGAGAGGCCGUUCCUGGCGGGAUGGACGCUCCUCACCGUGCUGUAAUGCAGCUCCGAGCCCGCGCUGGGAGCGCCCUCCGGGAUGGCCAGGACACAAUAAAGGAAUGGAUGAGCAUCGCU
Molecule: messenger RNA, 6937 nt
Organism: Melospiza melodia melodia
Lineage: Eukaryota; Metazoa; Chordata; Aves; Passeriformes; Passerellidae
Gene: KIF3C
Product: kinesin family member 3C
Exons: 8
Coding region: 9-2348 (779 amino acids)
Biological process (GO): mitotic spindle organization; microtubule-based movement; spindle elongation
Cellular component (GO): microtubule associated complex
Molecular function (GO): ATP binding; microtubule binding; microtubule motor activity
Source: RefSeq, a predicted model, not a curated record